AUGUCUAUUCAAGGCAUACGUAGCUUUGGAAAUCGAGAUCAAGAUACUCAAGUCAUAACAUUUUUUUCUCCAUUAACAGUUAUUGUCGGUCCAAAUGGAUCGGGUAAAACAACAAUUAUUGAAUGUUUAAAAUAUAUGGCAACAGGUAUAAUGCCACCAGGUGCUAAAACAGGAGGAGCAUUUGUACAUGAUCCAAAAGUAGCUCAUGAUACAGAAGUACGUGGUCAAAUUCGACUUUUAUUUCAAGAUGUUACAGGACAUAAUGUACAAGUACAACGUACACUUGUUGCAACACAAAAAAAAAUAAAUAUUAGUUUAAGAACUCUUGAAGGUGUUAUUAUUCGUGAAGGUAUUAAUGGUGAACCCAUACAGAUAACAUCAAAAUGUGUUGAACUUGAUAAAGAAAUGGUAACAGCAUUUGGUGUAUCCACAGCUAUACUUGAAAAUGUUAUUUUUUGUCAUCAAGAAGAAUCAAAUUGUGAAGGAAAACAAUUAAAAACGAAAUUUGAUGAUAUAUUUGCUGCAACAAAAUAUAUGAAAGCACUUGAAUUAAUUCGAAAAAUUCGAACAGAAAAAUUACAAACAGUUAAAAUUAGUCGAGCAGAAAUUGGACAUUUAAAAACAUAUCGUGACAUGUUAGUUCAAAAAAAAAGACAAUAUGCCGAAAUUGAUGAACGUCGACAAACAUCGAAAGUUAAUGUUGAAAGUAUUCAACUUAAACUUGAACCUAUUGAUUCUCGUUUGGAAUUUAUUGCUAAAGAAAGUUCGAAAAUGGUUGAUUUUCAACGACGUAUGGAUCGUCUUACAAAUGAAUGUGAAGCAUUAAAAAAGAAAAUUCGUGACUUAAAUGCCGUUAUUGAUGAGCCAUUUCAAGGUUCAGAAGAUGAACUUAAAUUAUUAAUAUCGAAUUUUCAACGUGAUCAAGAUAAAAAGAAACGUGAACUUCAUGAUUUAGAAGCAAAAAAAUUGACGACUGAACGUCAAAUAAAAAAACUUAAUGAUAAACGUACAUCAGAAACAACACGUUUAGGUGGAUAUGAAUUUGAAGAAAAACAAUAUAAAUCAAAUUUAAUUCGUCGUCAACAAUUUAUUGAUGAAUAUAUACAAAAUUCAUCACAAAUAAUUGAUAAAACAAAUUUAAAUAAUUAUUUAGAUAAACAAAUUAAAAUUGAACAAAAAGAUUUAAUGGAAAAACGUUUAUUUUAUCAACAAAAAGAAACAAAUAUUCAACAAGAUUUAGAUAAAUAUCAAGAACAACGUAUUAAAAUAGAAUCAACAAUAAAAUUAAAAAGUUCACAAGUUGAAAAAACUUUAAAAGAAAUUCAAGAUAUUAAACAACAACAAAAACAAAUAGAACAAUAUUUAAAUAAAUUAAAUGAUCUUAAUAAACGUAUUGAACGUAAAGAAGAUGAAUAUCAACAAAAAUUAUCUAAUGAAAUCAAUAUUGAACAAUUAAAAAUUGAUAUUAGUUGUGAUGAACAAAAACGUACACAACUUCAAUUUCAACUUAAAGAUUUAAAUAAUGAAAUUGAUAAUUUACUUGUUAAUUCAAAAAUUAAUACAGAAUAUGAAAUGUUUAAAAAAGAUAAAUCAGAACGUGAUGAACAAAUUCGAAAAAUGUAA
Molecule: messenger RNA, 1623 nt
Organism: Rotaria sp. Silwood2
Lineage: Eukaryota; Metazoa; Rotifera; Eurotatoria; Philodinida; Philodinidae
Source: the annotation of a GenBank genome assembly